This is a messenger RNA of Penaeus chinensis, 814 nucleotides long. Its product is annotated as probable serine/threonine-protein kinase DDB_G0278665. The transcript is spliced from 5 exons. The record is from RefSeq and is a predicted model, not a curated record. Bases 62 to 814 code for a protein of 250 amino acids. NCBI's taxonomy places the organism in Eukaryota, Metazoa, Arthropoda, Malacostraca, Decapoda, Penaeidae.
CCUGUCAAAACCUACUACGACCGUCUUUCCCUGUCAAGGAGGACACGGGAGUUUGCAGGAAAUGCACUCGCGGCUCCAUCAGAUCUCGUUGCCCAUUGGUGAACUAGUCAGGUGUUGCAGGAUAUCCAACCAAUCACAGGCCGCGUUACAGGUGCAUGCGCGAGUCGUGUGUAUGUCCCGCUCUCGGCCAGGACUGCCACCAACAACCCGGGAGCAGCUGCAGUCCUUCGUGUGUGAGAGAGACAAUGACGUCAUCGGAAUGACCGGGAGCGACGUGCACUCGGUGGUGGCGGGCCUCCGUCCGGCCGGCAAUCACCACCACCUCAACAACAACAAUAACAACAACAACAACAACAACAACAACAACAGCCUGAGCGCCGAUCCCGCCACUCACAAGGCCAAAGCCGCGAUGACCUGGCAGACGGACGCCAUCAAAGGUCCUCUCGCCGCCCGCAAGGAUACCAUCGACUCCACGCGGCACGGAGGACGCGCUAUCCGACCAGUGAUAAACGUUAUCGAACCUGCCUCCUGCUCCUCCUCCUCCGCCGCCUCCUCCUCGUCCUCCUCUUCCUCCUCGGCCUCCUCUUCCAGCUCCGCCGAAGGGGCCUCCUCCUGCGCCUGGGGCGACGUCGGUGCGCUCGCGGCCUACGAGCACGUGGUGGAGAGGAUGGGGGAACUCAAUGGCACCGCCGACGCCCACCACACCGACCUGCUUUUCCUCAAGGGCCUCAUGGACUCGCCUAUCAUGAAGUCGCUCGUCAAGGUAAGACACUCUCGAGGAAGGAAUGUCACCGCCAUACCCAUUCUCCAAUAA